Molecule: messenger RNA, 180 nt
Organism: Prorocentrum cordatum
Lineage: Eukaryota; Dinophyceae; Prorocentrales; Prorocentraceae
Source: the annotation of a GenBank genome assembly
GCGUCUCCACGGAUAUCCCUGACGCCCCCAGUCCCGCCAGCGUCCCCGCGACAAGGAGGCGGCGGGGUGUCCGUCGAGGGCGGCCACCUGCUGGCGACGUCCAUCACGUACGUGAUGCCGCCGCUGUGGGAGCAGCCGGUCGACCGCCGCGUGGUGACGCAGGCUGGGGACCACCUGUCG